AUGUUUGCAAAUAUGUCCUUAUUGAACCCAAGCACUCCUGCAUUUGAGCCUUUAUCAUUUAAAUUCAUCCCUCCUCAGCAAAGCGAAUCAAUGAUAAAAAACGUAUGAAAGCACAAUCUUAAGUCCGAAAUUCUUGCAAUUUCAAGGCUGCUUGAAAAUUAUCCUUUGGUAGCCAUGGACACAGAAUUUCCCGGAAUUAUUGUCAAAGCUCAAGGGGAGUUAAAAGAUAUUCAAUAUCAAAACAUCCGCCACAACGUAGACCGUCUCAAACUUAUCCAAGUAGGCAUUACUUUAUCAGAUGGGCAAGGAAAUUUUCCACCUGGUGUCUGCACGUGGCAAUUCAAUUUUGAGUUUGAUUUAAAUUUAGACGCGUACUCAGAAGACUCAAUCCAGCUACUCCGUCAAUCUGGAAUAGAUUUUGACAUGCAUGCGACGAAUGGUAUUUCUCAUUUCGAUUUUUCAGAACUUUUUACGGUCUCUGGGCUAUGUCUAAAUGAAGACAUAUACUUUUUGAAAAAAUUAUAAUAUAUGGGUUUUUAAUAAUUUUUAGUGGGUCAUUUUUUGUCUGAGGGAAUAACAUACAUUACUUUUCAUAGCGGCUAUGAUUUUGCUUACUUACUUAAAGCAGCUACAAACCUAAAAUUGCCUGAAACCCAAGAUGAAUUUUAUAAGCAGCUUUCAGUGUAUUUUCCGAUUUUUUAUGAUAUUAAAUUCAUGGUGCAAAUUAAACUUAAACGGCUAAAUUGGCUACAAGCGAGUCUUGCCAAAUCUAACUCCAAAAUAGCAGCUUCAUCGCCGAUAAGAUAAAAGAGUAAAAUGGAAGGUCGCCAUUUUGGAUUUCAGAUUUGAGCCACAUGUCCAAGGGAUCAACUCUCUAGUUCAGAUCCACCGCCGUAGAGUGUCCGAUGAUCAUGAUAAUGGAAAGACCAUGCUGUAGGCAGCACCUGUAUAUAGAAUUUUUCCAUAGAUGGCGCAGUUUGCCCUUGAUUUGCCCACUGAAAAAAUUUUUUGGUUUGACCAAACCAUAUGGUACUGAUCUAACCAAAAAAUUUUCCCAGUGGGCAAAUCAAGGGCAAACUGCGCCAUCUAUGGAAAAAAUUCUAUAGCCCACUCUGGCAGGAACAGGAAAACCAUCAGAAGAUAACAAAAUUUCCCUCUUCAGCAAGGCAUCCCAGGCCUAAAGACCUAUUCCAAAAGAGACAGAGGCCCUAUUUUCAGCUUUAUCAGGAUGGGUCCUGCCUGCUUCAUAGGAGUGCGCCUCGUCCUCCAAUUUCCAUCAGCAUCACCAUUUUAUUUCCCAUGGUGCAAGGAAUUGAUAAAUUCAGAGGAGGACUAAAUAGAAUUGCAGAAGAGGUAGGAGUGAAGCGAUACGGAAGAAUGCACCAAGCUGGGAGUGAUAGCUUGGUAACGCUUGAAACUUUUAUCACAAUUAAGAACGAAGAAUUUUCUGGAUUUGAGCUUGAAAAAUAUGCAAAUACAAUCUGUGGGUUGACGCAGACUGAUUAG
Molecule: messenger RNA, 1506 nt
Organism: Blepharisma stoltei
Lineage: Eukaryota; Ciliophora; Heterotrichea; Heterotrichida; Blepharismidae
Source: the annotation of a GenBank genome assembly